UAAAAACCUGCAAAGGAGGAGACUUCACUACCCUCCGAAGCAGGUAAGUACAUGCCCUCAACUGCAAAUCUCCGGGUUCCAUAGAGUGGGGACCAUGGCAAAGUGAAAUCAUAGUCCAAUAGCUCUGUAGUGCGCAAGGGCUCUUGGAUGCACUCAACAAGGGCACAAAAGAGCUGGUUGUGCUGCUGCGCCCAUUCAUGCUUUUCUGUUCCAGCGCAACCAACAUAGACGGGCAUUUGGACAAGAGCAGCCUGGCACCCCAGCGGUUGAAAGCGGGUACCUACAAGCUGUAAUUUGAAACGGGGCCAUACUGGCACCAACAGGGCUACCGCAGCUUCUACCCUUACGUGGAAGUCGUCUUCACCAUCACAGAGGCAGAACCAAAGGUCCACAUCCCGCUGCUGCUCAGCCCCUAUUCCUAUACCACCUACAGGGGAAGCUAGUUCAAGAGAUGGGGCUGGCUCAGAGAAGGGGCACUCUCGGGGCAUUCAGACCACGCUGGCUUGUUUCUAAGAACUGAGAGUUGGGGCUGCAACCCCAGCCCCUGGCUUUACACAUGGGGGC
Molecule: messenger RNA, 564 nt
Organism: Sceloporus undulatus (fence lizard)
Lineage: Eukaryota; Metazoa; Chordata; Lepidosauria; Squamata; Phrynosomatidae
Product: 5-hydroxyisourate hydrolase-like
Exons: 2
Biological process (GO): purine nucleobase metabolic process
Molecular function (GO): hydroxyisourate hydrolase activity
Source: RefSeq, a predicted model, not a curated record